UGUUCUAGAAAUUAGCUAUGCACGUUCACAGUCGGGCCUGCUGGUGCUGCGUCGUUACUGUUUAAUAGUGGUUAAUGGGUAAUCUAAAACCGAUUAAUAUGACGGCGGGUUGAACGGCAUUGUGCGUUACUGUUGAAACGUCGAACGACUGGAAACUGAAUAGGCUAUUUCAACCACUGCUCAAAUACAACGGGUAAACCAGGGUUGACUGUCCACGAGGAUACCGUCACGCCUACGGUGUGACGUCACCCACAGCCCUUGCUUCAACUUCCUUUGAAGCCUGUUCAGUAUUGUUUCUGUCCGGGAAUGAUGCUGAAAAUGACCCUGGAGUGAAGUGUGUACACACACACACACACACACACACACACACACCUCCCGUUUGGGAGCAUGCACAAACCUGGUCCAGUGAGAAGCGAACUGGGGCUCCUGACACCCUUGUACCCCAUCUCCGGGUUUGUUCACGCUCCAGUCCGGGAGGAGAGCCCUGGGGUUGCGGACGCCAUGCACUUUCCGGGAGAGUCCGGCACAGGAGCGAGCUGGGAACGGCGCUGUAUGAGGAAGCACCGGAGGAGCCCUAGCAACGAGGGGAGCAGUCCCAAGAGGAGGCGGCUGAUGGGGGAGGUGGGGUCUCCUCUGUGGGACAUCCCGGGCUCCAAGCGGUGGCCGGGCUGGGCCCCACGUGGCGAUGGCUCCCUCCCGGACCCGGCCCCCGGGCUGCAGCUGGGUCCCGGUCCCGCCCUCGCCCCUGGCCCCGCCCCCGCCUGCGGCCAGCUCUGCCCCGUCCCGGAGAACAGGCUGGCCUACCCGGGACCCCCCCUGCCGCCACAGCCCUGCCCCAAACCGGGGGGGCUCCGCACUGAGGUGGAGGCAGCCCAGAGGCGGCUGCAGGAGAUCGAGGAGCGGAUAACCCUGGAGGAUGAUGACGAGGACGAAGAUCUGGAGGUGGAGCCGGCGCAGAACAGGCCGGUGCUGGUGAUGUCACAGAGCCUGAGGGAGGGGCUACAGCAGGGCUUAGGAGACAUCCUGCCACAGAACGUGGCGGAGUCAGUGAGCCGGUCCUGCAUGGAGCUGGUGGUGUGGAGGCCCCCGGAGGAGGUGCUUCCCCGGAGGCUGAAGGACUCCUUACAGAAGCAGCGGAAGCAGGUCAACGGCAGGGAGGCGCUUCCCGCCGUCGGCACCCGGCCCCCAGCCGCCGCCCAGGCCUCUGGCUCCGCCCCCAGCGGGCUGUACUGCGGCCCCGCCCCCCUACCCUCUAGCCCCACCCCCGCCGGUCUGUACUGCAGCCCCACCCCCGAGGUCUCUACUGAGGAGGAGAUGGAGCUGUAGCACCUCCCUACCGCCCAAAUUUCACCAUGAGAUUGGGUGGCCAGCUGAACUGCGUCUCCACAGAACCAGUGCGCAUUUUAAAUGCUUCGCCUUUGGGCCCAGUGGACUUCGCCAUAUCGCCAUGCGUGGACUGAGUUUGACAGCC
Molecule: messenger RNA, 1471 nt
Organism: Anguilla anguilla (European eel)
Lineage: Eukaryota; Metazoa; Chordata; Actinopteri; Anguilliformes; Anguillidae
Gene: ccdc117
Product: coiled-coil domain containing 117
Exons: 6
Coding region: 388-1326 (312 amino acids)
Source: RefSeq, a predicted model, not a curated record